AUGCUACGCCGGAAAAACGUCCCAUUUACGUGGGGCCCAAAACAACAACAAGCGUUCACAUCACUUGCGCACUACGACGAGCAAUUACCUCUAGUGCUUGCCACUGAUGCUUCAUCUUAUGGCAUUGGUGCAGUGCUUUCGCACACCUAUCCUGAUGGCACGGAACAUACCCGUGUAGUUAUUCCAGCAUCUUUGAAACAACAAGUUCUUCAAUUACUUCAUGAUGGUCACUGGGGUACAUCCAGGAUGAAACAAUUAGCCAGACAACACGUAUGGUGGGUGGACAUCGACAACGAUAUUGCCAAGCUCGCUGCAAAGUGCGACAUAUGCAAAGCUGUAAACCCUGCUCCAGCACGAGAAUACGAAGGUUGGCCUGAACCAAACCAUCCAUGGGAAAGGGUCCACGUCGACUUUGCAGGCCCGUUUUUCGGUUCUAUGUGGCUCAUUUGUGUGGAUGCAUUCUCGCAAUUUCCAUUCAUUGCUCAACUGACGACUACAACUACAGCUGAUACAAUUUCUGCGCUAGCUGCAAUUUUCGCUAUCGAAGGAAUUCCAAACACUCUCGUAAGUGACAACGGUCCACAGCUCACAUCAGAGGAGUUUAAGAUUUUCUGCGCUCAUCUGGGUAUUAAGCACUUAACUAGCGCACCGUUCCAUCCGGCAUCUAACGGUCUUGCUGAAAGAUUUGUUAGGACUUUCAAAUCCGCCGUGAAGAAAAACGUUGACGACGGACUACAGCUAAGAGCAGCUGUAACAAAGUACCUAUCGACAUAUCGUUCCAUGCCUAACGCUGAGGGAAAAUCGCCUGCCGAAAUUCUACAUGGCAGACCGGUACGAACUUUGUUAAGCCAGAUUUUCGAGACAUCGACGGUAAAAACAAAAGAUGGAGCACGCAAAAGCAAGUUCGUCAUAAACGAACCGAUCUUCGCUCGAAACUACGCUAAAGGGGAAAAGUGGUUACAAGGCAUAAUUACAAGGCAACUCGGAAAAAUGCUCUACGUCGUGAAGACUUCCUACGGGUACUUGAAACGACAUGUAAACCAACUUAAAUCCAGGGUUAGCACCAACGUAAGCUCUCAAGAAGAAUCAGAUUUGGUAACUUGGGUUCCGAAAGCAGACGACUCUACAUCGACACCUGACGAACCGAACGGGCAGCCUAUGGAAGAUGGCUCAUCACAAGGUGAUCUCCAACUUCGCAGAAGUGCACGUACUCGACAGAAUAUUAAUCGCUAUGAAGCGAAAGAUUUUCGUAAAUAA
Messenger RNA from Anastrepha obliqua, 1257 nucleotides. RefSeq lists its product as uncharacterized. The coding region runs from base 1 to 1257 and encodes 418 amino acids. Gene Ontology annotation, molecular function: nucleic acid binding. The record is from RefSeq and is a predicted model, not a curated record. Lineage: Eukaryota; Metazoa; Arthropoda; Insecta; Diptera; Tephritidae. The transcript is spliced from 2 exons. Gene Ontology annotation, biological process: DNA integration.